Molecule: messenger RNA, 1062 nt
Organism: Colletotrichum higginsianum IMI 349063
Lineage: Eukaryota; Fungi; Ascomycota; Sordariomycetes; Glomerellales; Glomerellaceae
Product: Guanine nucleotide-binding protein alpha subunit
Exons: 4
Coding region: 1-1062 (353 amino acids)
Biological process (GO): G protein-coupled receptor signaling pathway
Cellular component (GO): heterotrimeric G-protein complex
Molecular function (GO): G-protein beta/gamma-subunit complex binding; G protein-coupled receptor binding; GTPase activity
Source: RefSeq, a predicted model, not a curated record
AUGGGUUGCGGAAUGAGCACGGAGGAUAAAGAGGGCAAGGCCCGCAAUGAGGAGAUCGAGAACCAGUUGAAGAGGGACAAGAUGAUGCAGCGCAAUGAGAUCAAGAUGCUUCUUCUGGGUGCUGGUGAAUCCGGAAAGUCGACGAUCCUGAAGCAGAUGAAGCUGAUCCACGAGGGCGGCUACUCGCGUGAUGAGCGGGAAUCCUUCAAGGAAAUCAUCUUCAGCAACACGGUGCAAUCGAUGCGUGUCAUCCUCGAGGCCAUGGAGUCGCUGGAGCUGCCCCUUGAGGACCAGCGCAUGGAGUACCACGUCCAGACUAUCUUCAUGCAGCCCGCCCAAAUCGAAGGAGACGUUCUGCCGCCCGAAGUCGGAAGCGCGAUCGAGGCUUUGUGGAAGGACCGUGGCGUGCAGGAGUGCUUCAAGCGCUCUCGCGAAUACCAGCUCAACGACUCUGCGAGAUACUACUUCGACAACAUUGCACGUAUCGCCGCUCCCGAUUACAUGCCCAACGACCAGGAUGUCUUGCGAUCGCGUGUCAAAACGACGGGUAUCACGGAAACCACGUUCAUCAUUGGUGACCUGACGUACAGAAUGUUCGAUGUCGGUGGUCAACGAUCUGAGCGAAAGAAGUGGAUUCAUUGCUUCGAGAACGUCACCACGAUCCUCUUCCUCGUCGCCAUCUCCGAGUACGACCAGCUGCUCUUCGAGGACGAGACUGUCAACCGCAUGCAGGAGGCUCUCACAUUGUUCGACUCCAUCUGCAACUCGAGAUGGUUCAUCAAGACAUCUAUCAUCCUCUUUCUCAACAAGAUCGACCGGUUUAAGGAGAAGCUUCCGGUCAGCCCUAUGAAGAACUACUUCCCCGACUACGAGGGUGGCGAUGACUACGCCGCAGCGUGCGACUACAUUUUGAACCGAUUCGUCAGCCUGAAUCAGCAUGAAACUAAGCAAAUCUACACGCACUUCACCUGCGCGACAGACACAACUCAGAUCCGCUUCGUCAUGGCGGCAGUGAAUGACAUCAUCAUUCAGGAGAACCUGCGGUUGUGCGGCCUGAUUUAA